UCUAUUCGUUUUGUUGUCAUCUGCCACAUUCAUACUAAGUUGUUUUUCAUCCGAUUUUCAUUGGAAUUUUUAGUUUUAACCUAUAAAGUAUAAUUUUCUUUUAACAAAAACAUAAUGCAAUCAGUGAUGAGAUUUAAUAUAAACGAGUUUUAACAAUAAGAAAACGAAAUCAGUGUCCUUCAUAAGUUACAAAUUGAGGUUAACUUAUUAGAUAUUACUAAGUAAUGUGACAAUACUGAUUUAGUAAAUGGUGAUUAUUAGUGCCAUGGAAAGAAGAAUAAAAUUAAAAACUUUGAACAGUCAUAUUACUUGCAAAAUAUGUCGUGGUUAUUUAAUAGAUGCUACUACAGUUACCGAAUGUUUACACACAUUUUGCAAGAGUUGUUUGGUCAAACACUUGGAAGAAAAACAUACAUGUCCAACAUGUCAAAUAGUUAUUCAUCAGUCACAUCCAUUACAAUACAUAAGUUUUGACAGAACUAUGCAAGAUAUUGUUUACAAAUUAGUUCCAGAUCUCCAAGAAAAUGAAAUCAAAAGAGAAAGAGAAUUUUAUAGAGCAAGAGGUUUACCUUGUCCAAAGGAUAUUUUACCAAAUGCUGCUGAAGUAGAAGAAGAAAAAGCAACUGCAGAUGCCCAUGCAGAAUCUGAUUAUCACAGAGCUGACGAACAGGUAAACGUAUGUCUGGAAUGUAUAAAUGCAAGUCUGAAGACACUAAAACGAAGAUUCAUCAGAUGUUCUGCACAGGCUACAAUUACACAUCUUAAAAAAUUCAUUGCCAAAAAGGUUCUUAGUGGUAUGGAGAAAUACAGAGACAUUGAUAUUUUGUGCAAUGAUGAGUUAUUAGGUAAGGAUCAUACUUUAAAGUUUGUAUAUGUGACAAGAUGGAGGUUCCGGGACCCACCCUUAAGAUUACAAUAUCGACCACGAAUAGAUAUUUAAAAGUAUGUUUUUUAUAUAGAAAAGUUACGAAAAAUUCGUUAUGAAUCAAGUAUAUAUAUAUAUAAAUAUAUAUAUAUAUUGUUUUAUCAAUUCGUUGAUGCAUCAUUCAUUGCAAUAUUUAUGGAUUGUGUUCUUUGCAGACAAUCUUAUUUAUAGUUAAACUCUGUUGAUGCUCAACGAUAAUGGUACAAUUCUUUAUCGCUUUAAGAUCUCUAUUCAAUGAAUACCAAUUGCAUUUGUCAAUAGUAUACCUUAUAUUGAAUUUUUCUAUUAGAUGUAUUUCGAAUUAGUUUUUACGUUUAUAAUUUCAACAUUAUUGAAAAUACCAAUGUUUCGAGGAAGCGUAUUUAUAUUACAAAUUAUAUAACCCUACAUUAUUGUUAAAUGUAACGCAAUAACAAUU
This is a messenger RNA of Polistes dominula (European paper wasp), 1343 nucleotides long. RefSeq names its product polycomb group ring finger 3-like lethal (3) 73Ah (gene l(3)73Ah). The record is from RefSeq and is a predicted model, not a curated record. NCBI's taxonomy places the organism in Eukaryota, Metazoa, Arthropoda, Insecta, Hymenoptera, Vespidae.